Molecule: messenger RNA, 893 nt
Organism: Medicago truncatula (barrel medic)
Lineage: Eukaryota; Viridiplantae; Streptophyta; Magnoliopsida; Fabales; Fabaceae
Exons: 4
Coding region: 53-574 (173 amino acids)
Molecular function (GO): RNA binding
Source: RefSeq, a predicted model, not a curated record
ACAAUCUUUUCUUACUGUUUGCUAGUCAUGUUUAUACAUAGAGAGACAUUUCAUGCAGAUCACUGGUGGAUACAGAUGCAUAGAAAAUGCUCUACGUAAAAUCACUUCUAUAAUUAGGAAUAAUCCUUUGACCAAUGAGGUGCUUGCUGAAGCAAGAAUCAAACCAAGUUUUCCUUUAAAUAAAGAUACCGUUAGGAGUAAGUUCAUUACCCGCAAAAAAUCUUCCUUUCCUUUUGCAAGGGUUCCACCACAGAAUGCAGGGGUCUAUCAAGCUAAAAAGGUCACAGAAAAUGGGGAAUCACAUACGAAUUUAAUCGAGAAUGUGGAACCUGGCAGAGGAAACAUUGUUGCCACUGUGACAAACACUACCGUGGAGAUUAUAGUCUCAGAGCAUGUCUUUGGUUCUGUUUAUGGUGAGGAUGGCGGCAAUUUAGAUCGAAUUAGACAGAUUUCAGGUGCAGAUGUUACUGUAUUUGAUCCCAGCAGCACCGGUACAAGUGGAGGGAAGGUUGUGAUAUCUGGAACACCUGAUCAAACAUUUGCAGCUCAGAGUUUGCUUCAAGCUGAUGGAUAGAUGGCAAGCUGCAUUUCAUUUCAUUUUAAAGUUCUUCCUUCAAAACAGGAGGAGGUGCCAUUAGUGGUUGGUGUACAUAUCACACGUCUUGACGAGUCACCUUCAACUUGUGAAUAAUAUUAUCAUUAUAGACUGACUUUGUCACUUCAAAUGAUAUGAUGGUUACCUCCUGUAGACUAACAGACACAUUUUGUUAGAUUUUGGUUUCUGACGUUUUAUUAACUGUCUCCUUGAAAGGGCCGUGGAGCUCCCGUUGUACCGUUUAUCAGUACUAUCAUUUUGCUCCAACACCUAUUUAUAAAAGUUCAUCCUUUUCCUU